CAAUGCUCUGACCGAGAAAGAAUUGAAGUUUCCACUUGGAAGAAGGAUUCACAUCAAAUUGACUGGUCAAGGAAAUGGGACACUGACUGUUGGUACGAUCUUCGUUCGAGAAGGAAAAGGGAUGUUCCAGAUACAGAAAAUCGUCAAACCAUUGACUACAAAGUCCGUUUCUGGGUGGAGUUAGUGGAACCGAAAAGAUGUCUCCCUCACAGCGUUUGUGACAAAAGAAUUGCAUCGUUCCUUGGCGGCCUUUCAACAGAACAAUAUUCAGAGAUUUCCCGAGUGAUUCUGAUGUUGGUUCCUGGAAAGCCUCCAUUGUUGGAGGACGAGAAGCCGUAUCCAAUUGAAGCAGCACAGGCUUCUGCGAUGACUGUGGAAACCACUGCUUAUGCCUUGCUUCAAGCGUUGUCAAGGAAUGAUAUUGACUAUGCAACACCGAUUGCGAGGUGGCCAACGAUGCAACAGAACUAUGGUGGUGGAUUUCACUCGACGCAGGACACAAUCAUCGCCUUGGAAGCUUCAUCACAAUACUACUUUGCAUUUCUGAAGAGGGAAGAUGAAAUCAACAUGCAAAUUCAAUUCCAUGGUUUUGGAAGUCCCAUUGAGAACAUGAUUCAUUUGCGCCGGCACAAUGCUCUGACCGAGAAAGAAUUGAAGUUUCCACUUGGAAGAAGGAUUCACAUCAAAUUGAUUGGUCAAGGAAAUGGGACACUGACUAACCAUACGAUGAGACUGUUUUGAUGAGGAAUUUAAAGAUUAUGUGUCCCAUCCGUUUGACUCACAGUUUGGUACCAUAGGUUGGUAUGAUCUUCGUUCGAGAAGGAAAAGGGAUGUUCCAGAUACAGAAAAUCGUCAAACCAUUUACUACAAAGUCCGUUUCUGGGUGGAGUUAGUGGAACCGAAAAAGAUGUCUCCCUCACAGCGUUUGUGACAAAAGAAUUGCAUCGUUCCUUUGCGGCCUUUCGACAGAAGAAUAUUCGGAGAUUUCCCGAGUGUCAUUUUGUACAGACCACAAACAGCAGAGGUCCCAGCACAGAUCCCUGCGGAACACCAAUCGUCCUGGAACUACAGCCUGAAAAGCACCUUUCCACCACUUGCCUCUGUCUUCUCUGGGCAAGCCAGUUGUGAAUCCGAGCAUCCAAGCCACCAUGGACUCGGUGCAUCUUAAUUUUCUGGAUGAUCCUACCAUGAGGCACCUUGUUGAAAGUAUUGCUGAAAUCCAUGAAAACAAUUUUCACUGCUCUACCUUCAUUGAUCACACUCGUCACCUCCUCAAAAAAUUCGGUCAAGUUAGUAAGACAUGACCUGCCCUGCACAAAGCCAUGCCGACUGUCCCUAAUUAGGCCAUGCUGUUCCAAAUACAGAUAAAUACAAUCCCUAAGAAUUCUCUCCAAUAGCUUCCCAAUGAACGAUGAGAAACUCGCCAGUCGAGAGUUUCCUGGAUUGACCCUAUUUCCCUUCUUGAACAGAAGAACAUUUAGCAACUUGCGAAUCCUCCAGUACCCCUCCAGUGGCUACCAAGGAUACAAAGAUCUUGCUGAAUGCCCCGACAAUCUCCUCUCUCACCUCGCUCAAAAACCUUGAGGAGAUACCAUUGGGUCCUGAGGACUUAUCCACCUUAAUGCCCUUUCUUGAUUUCAAAAUGCUGUUAUCAUAUUCGCAUGCUCCACACAAAUCCCACUAUCUUCCAUACCCUUCGCCUGAGUGAAUAGAGAUGCACAGUACUCAUUUAGGAUCUUGCCCACAUCCUCUGCUUCCAAACACAAGUUGCCUCCUUUAUCCUGAAUGGUCGUACCUUCUUGCUAUUUAUCCCCUUGUUUUAGAUGUAUGCACAGAUUGCCUUGGGAUUUCCUUCAACCCUCCUUGCCAAGGUCAUUUCAUAGCCUUUCUUUUUCUGCUUUCUUUGUUCGGCCCUGUUCGAUUUUAGCUUCGUAAACCUGACAUAUUUUUGUUUUUCCCUUUUGACGAACUUCACAACCUCCCCAAUUAUCCAAGGGUCUUUUACCUUGCCAUCCUUGUCCUUCCUCCUUCCUGAUCCUAAACUCAUAAGCAGGCCUUUAAACAAUUCCCAUAUGGCAAAUGUGACAGCUCCUCCCAAUUCACACUCCCCAGCUCCUACCUAAAAUUGAUAUAAUUUACUCUCCCCCAAGAUCCUGACUUAUCCUUCUUCAUAGCAAUCUUAAAAUUGAAGGAGUUGUGAUCACGAUUUCCAAAAUGCUUUCCCACCCUUCUCACCAGUUACCUGACCAGGACAAAGUCCAGUAUGGCCCAUCUUCCAUCCACAUACUGUGUCAAGAAACUCUCUUGGAUAGACUUAACAAAUUCAGCCUCAUUUAAACUCUUGUUGUAAGGGAGUCCCAGUCAAUACCGGGGAGGUUAAAUUCACUGACUGUGACAACUCUGAGUUAUUGCAUCGUUUCAAAAGCUGCCUACAUAUUUGUUCCUCAGUGUGUCAGUGGCAACAGGGGAGCAGGCUAUUAGUUUAAUCUGAUCAGAGUGAUUGUGUCUAUCUUAUUUUUCAAUGCUACCUCUAUUGCCUCAGUGGGCAAGCCCUCCAGAAUGUCCUUUUGAGGUGCAGAUGUAACAUUUCCCACAGCUUAGGAGUGCACCUCCUUCUUUUAUCUUCCCCUCUAUCUUGUCUAAAGCAAUGAAACCCUGGAACAUUGAGCAGCCAGUCCUGUCUCUGUCUCAACCAAGCCUCUGUAAUGGCCUCAACAUCAGAGUCCGAUG
This is a messenger RNA of Stegostoma tigrinum, 2730 nucleotides long. RefSeq names its product complement C4-like. Lineage: Eukaryota; Metazoa; Chordata; Chondrichthyes; Orectolobiformes; Stegostomatidae. The coding region runs from base 292 to 741 and encodes 149 amino acids. The record is from RefSeq and is a predicted model, not a curated record. Gene Ontology annotation, biological process: complement activation. The transcript is spliced from 10 exons.